AUGCCGGAGUGUGUUUCGGUGUCAGACUUCGUGCAGGAGGUUCAGGAGGACUGGAGCUCCCCCACCACCUCCUCCUUCACUUCCAAGAUGAUCAGCUGCAGGAACACCGUCUACCUGCUGGAGGAGGUUCUGGACAGUGACCGACUGGUGUUGCAGAAGAUGAAGAAAGCUGCUAAAGCCAAAUACACAUCAGGACAAGACCACGUGUCUCACCUGGAGCAGUACAUUAAUUCGAUGGAGAAGCUGUCGGUCAACUGUCACUCAAACGGAGAGACGGAGGUCGGCUCCGCCUUCUGUCGUCUGGCGGACUUUUCUAAAGAGCUCGUGUCUCCAAUGAAGAACCUGUUAAAGAGCAUGCUCCACAACAUCAACUUCUUCCUGGACUCUCUGGUUAAAGGAGACCUGAGGGAGGUGAAGGGGGAUCUGAAGAAGCCUUUCGACAGAGCAUGGAGGGACUAUGAGAGCAGAUUUAAGCAGGUGGAAAAGGAGAAGAGGGAGUUGGCUCGUCAGUAUGGGAUGGUGAGGAGCGAGGUGAGCGGAGGAGAGAUCGCCGAGGAGCUGGAGAAGGAGAGACGCUCCUUCCAACUGAGCAUGUGUGAGUAUCUCAUUAAGGUCAACGAAAUUAAGACGAAGAGAGGAGUCGACCUGCUGCAGAACCUCAUCAAACACUACCACAGCCACAACAAUUUCCUGCAGGAGUGUGUUUCCACCACUCAGAGGUUGAAGCAGUACAUGGAGGAGCUGAACGGAGUCCUGACCACGGUGAAGCAGCGUCAGGAAGAGGAGAAGAAACAGCUGUGUGCGCUCAGAGAUCAGCUGAGGCCGGUCGUCCACACAGAGCAGGACUCCCUCCCUAAGCAGGUGUACAGUAUGCAUCAGCUGCUGGGAGACAAACAGUACGGAACAGAAAGAUCAGGAUUCCUCUAUAAGAAGAGUGACGGGUUGAGGAAAAUGUGGCAGAAAAGGAAAUGUUCAGUUCACAACUGUUAUCUGACCAUCGCACAUGCUACUCCCAAUAAACCUCCUACCAGACUCAACCUGCUCACCUGUCAGGUCAAACCCAGUGUAGAGGACAAGAAAUGCUUUGACCUCAUCUCUCAUAAUCGGACCUACCACUUCCUGGCUGAAGAUGAAGCUGAGUGUGUGGCCUGGAUCUCGGUGCUCAGUAACAGUAAGCAGGAGGCUCUGAGCAUGGCUCUGGAUGGGGGGAGGAGAGGGGGAGGAGGAGGGGAGAGCAGUGUGGAGGAUCUGACCCGGGCCAUCACGGAUGACAUCAGACGGAUGCCAGGAAACAACAGCUGCUGUGACUGUGGAGCUCCAGAUCCUGGAUGGCUCUCGACCAACCUGGGUGUCCUGACCUGUAUCGAGUGUUCAGGCAUCCACAGAGAGAUGGGGGUCCACGUCUCCAGGAUCCAGUCUCUGAGUCUGGACAGUCUGGGGACCUCAGACCUGCUGUUGGCCAGAAAUGUCGGUAACUCUGGGUUUAAUGAAAUACUGGAGGCGAACUUGCUGAGUCCGUCACUGAAGCCCUCCCAACACAGCCACAUGGCAGAGCGUAAAGACUUCAUCCUGUCGAAGUAUCAGGACGUUCAUUUUGUCAGGCGGACUCACAGCUCGACUGUAGCGCUGCGAUUCGGCCUGCAGGAGGCGACCAAGAGCUGCGACAUCUACAGUCUGAUCCAGCUGUACGCUCAGAGGACGGAGCUGAGCCAGCCGCUGCACACACACAUACAGGAGAAAGGGGAAACUGCGCUCCAUCUAGCCGUCUUACUGGCUGACAGAACGUCGUUGCACAUCCUGGACUUCCUGGCUCAGAACUGCUCCAAUGUUGACAUGCAGACAUCAGCGGGAAACACAGCGCUGCACUACAGCUGUCUGCACAACAAGAGUGACUGUGUCAAACUGCUGCUGAGAGCCAGAGCCAACACACACAUCAAGAACGAGUUAGGAGAGACCGCUCUGGACGUGAGCCGCAGGUUGAAGCACAGUCACUGCGAGGCGCUGCUGCAGCAGGCACAGUCCAACCAGUUUGACCAUCACGUCCAUGUGGAGUACGAGUGGAGGCUUCGUCAUGACGAUCUCUAUGACAGUGACGAUGACUUUGAUGACAGGAAUGGUCCAGUGAAGAAGGAGCGCACUUCCUCCUCCUCAUCCUCCUCCUUCACCUCCUCCUUCUCCUUCACCUCCCGUCCCUUCAGCUUCAGCCAGUCCAUGUCCUCCUCCGUCACCCCGCCUUCCUCUGCAGCAGCAGGAGGAGGUCUGCUCAGUGUGGGGAGGAGGCUCGCCAUGGCCAUGGAGCUCCACAGCCGGCCCACUGGUUCUGCUCCAAGCCCCCCACCACCUCCCCCGUCCUCUCCUGCGCCCCCGCUGCCCCCAAGGGUCAAAGCUCCCAGUGUUCCUCCUCCUCCCCCUCCUGCUGGGGGAGAGGGAGUGGGUGGGGAGGAGGAGGAAGAGGGAGAGGUCUUCUUCCCCCUUACAGGAAACAGAAAGUCAACCCCUCCCCCUCCCAUCGCCGUCCGCCACAAGAGGAGCUGUUCUGAGUCCAGCAAGCAUGAUUACGGGUUGCCAACCAGUCCCAGGAUCUACAGUGGUCCAGACUCCUCCUUUAAGAAGUGUGUGUGAGUAUCUGAGACAAAAACACACUGAAACUCACAAUAAACACAUGCAAG
Molecule: messenger RNA, 2669 nt
Organism: Seriola dumerili (greater amberjack)
Lineage: Eukaryota; Metazoa; Chordata; Actinopteri; Carangiformes; Carangidae
Product: arf-GAP with SH3 domain, ANK repeat and PH domain-containing protein 1-like
Exons: 24
Coding region: 1-2622 (873 amino acids)
Biological process (GO): positive regulation of GTPase activity
Cellular component (GO): cytoplasm
Molecular function (GO): GTPase activator activity; protein binding
Source: RefSeq, a predicted model, not a curated record